Molecule: messenger RNA, 2411 nt
Organism: Cannabis sativa
Lineage: Eukaryota; Viridiplantae; Streptophyta; Magnoliopsida; Rosales; Cannabaceae
Product: asparagine--tRNA ligase, cytoplasmic 2
Exons: 8
Coding region: 333-2249 (638 amino acids)
Biological process (GO): asparaginyl-tRNA aminoacylation
Cellular component (GO): mitochondrion
Molecular function (GO): asparagine-tRNA ligase activity; ATP binding
Source: RefSeq, a predicted model, not a curated record
GUAGUUUUGAAUAAACAAAGGAAAUGAAAGUCCGGCGAUUACCCAACCUUUGAAGAAUACCAAACCUUGCCUCUUUUCUCUUCUAUACCAUACUAUACAACUCGAUUAUGAUUUUGAUGAAGAUAGAUGAGGUGCACCAAGUCAAUACUGGGAAACAAUCCCUUUCCUUCUCUCCCAAACCUUCAAUCUAGCUCAUUCAUCUUCUCAAGCAAGGUAUAUAUAUCUCACAUUCUCAGUACAGUAACCCCUAUAAAUAAUAUCACCUCAAUUCUCACAUCUUCACAAAUCAAACCCCAAUUAACAUUCUCUUCUUCUUUAUCUCAUUCAUUAUUAUGUCUGAACAAAAAGACUCUGCUCCUGCCUCUGCUACCCCUGUUCCAUUCAAAUACUCUACCCGGGUUGUGUUGAAAACGAUACUUGAAUCGGGUGACACCCUGGGAUUUGUUGGGCAGAGAGUUGUGGUUGGUGGGUGGGUUAAGUCUUCUAAAGAGGUUAGGAAAGAGCCCUCUCCCGCGGCUGACCAACCGCCCGCCGCUACGGUUGAUCAGUAUGUGGGUGCUAAUCCGGGUCGGAGUCCGAGUGGCGAUGUUUCUUGCUCUGAGAUUCUUCAAUCUCGGAUACCCUUUAUAAGAUCCAUCUUGAAAAUGUUGGGAGGAGGAGGGAAUUACUCUGUUCGUGAUAAAUUAGAGGUGUCUUCAGCUCCAAGGCCACCUCCUCCUUCCAUCUCUUUUUUGCAGAUUAAUGAUGGUUCUUGCGUUUCAACUCUUCUGGUUGUUGUAGAUUCUUCUAUAGCUUCCCCUUGUCAGAUUCUACAUACUGGAACUUGUAUAGUUGCAGAAGGUGAAAUCAAGAGGUGUUCAACUGAGGGAAAACAUGUCAUAGAACUCAAAGUUGAGAGAAUACUUCAUAUAGGAAGAGUUGAAUAUGAUAAGUAUCCAUUAUCAAAGAAGCAACUUCCAUUGAAUCAGUUAAGAGAAUGUCCUCAUUUUCGACCUCGAACAACAACUGUGGCAACCGUUAUGCGAAUUCGUAGUGCAUUGAGUUUUGCAGCUCAUACUUUCAACCAAAACAAUGGAUUUCUAUGUGUACAAGUACCAAUCAUAACAAUCACAGACAGUGAAGGUUUCAGUGAAAAGUUUCAGAUUACAAAUGGGGUUUUUGAGAAAUUAAUUAUGAGUAAGAAAGAUGAGCCGAAGAUGAUAGAUGACACUGAAAAUGUUAGUCUUGAUGUUAUUAAAGCUGUUGUUAAGGAGAAAAGUAAGAUAGUUGAGGAGCUUAAAAGGACUGAUAGUAAUAGAGAAGCAUUAAUUGCUGCAACAAAGGAUUUACAGAAAACUUCUGAGCUAGCUGCACAGUUAGAAGCUAAAGAAAAAUCCAAAUCAAAGAGUUUCUCAAAGGCAGCUGAUCAUAAUCAUCACACUACUACUACAGCUUCUGAUAACUUUUUCUCUGCUCAAACUCAUCUGACUGUUUCUGGUCGUCUUCAUUUGGAGAGCUAUGCAUCUUCUCUUGGGAAUGUCUAUGCAUUUGGACCGAGAUUUCGAGCAAUUAAAACCGAGUCUCCAAAACAAGUAGCAGAAAUGUGGACAGUUGAGAUGGAAAUGGCCUUUUCACAAUUAGAGGAUGCUAUGAAUUGUGCUGAAGACUUUUUCAAGUUCUUAUGCAAGUGGCUUUUGGAAAAAUGUUCUGAAGAUAUGAAAUUUGUCCUGAAAAGAAUGGACAAAAACUGCAUCGAACGCCUUCAUUUAGUUAUACUGAAUUCAGCUCUAAGGAUCUCUUACACUGAAGCAUUAGAAGCUAUGAAGAAACAUUCUGCUGAUAAGAAAAUGGAAAAAAAACUUGAAUGGGGUGCUGCACUAACAACAGAACAUCUAAGUUAUUUGGUUGAUGAGAUGUACAAAAGGCCUGUAAUCAUAUACAACUAUCCAAAACAAGUUAAGCCAUUUUAUGUUCGCCAAAACGACGAUGGAAGAACAGUUGCAGCAUUUGAUUUGGUGGUACCAAAGGUUGGAGUUUUAGUUUCGGGGAGCCAAAAUGAGGAGCGCUUCAAUGUGUUAAGCACAAGGAUUAAGGAGCUGGGAUUGGGAGCUGAGCAGUAUGAAUGGUACUUGGAUCUUCGGCGCCAUGGAACAGUCAAGCAUGCUGGCUUCAGUUUCGGGUUUGAUCUUAUGGUUCUCUUUGCCACUGGCCUUGCUGAUGCUAGAGAUGUUAUCCCCUUUCCAAGAAGUUAUGGAAAAAUCAGCAACUGAUUUAGUUUCUGUAAAAGAUCAAAUCCAGAUAGGGAAACAUGUAAAAACAUAUACAUCCUGUAAAGAUUCUUAUUGAAAAAUUGAAUAAGGCUCAAAUGAGCAAAUAUACUUGUACACAUGAUGAAAUAAGUGAAAGUAAUAAAGUUCCUACAUUAGUUGUUA